AUGACUACCUGGAUCCGUCCCUUCAAGAUGUUUUUGACGGAGCCGAUUGUCUUGACACUUUCUCUACUGAAUGGUUUCAGUGAUGCCCUUAUUUUCAUGUUCAUCCAGUCGCUCUCGCUCGGAUUGGCGUUCAUUCCAAUUCUGGUCGGCUAUGUGAUCGCAUGGGUGUCCUUUUUUCCUGCGACCAAGCGCAACAUCCAAGAGCGCAGGGACAACCCGGAAAGUGAACGGGCUCAAUACGAGUCCCGUCUGUGGUGGUUGCUCUACACAGCCCCCUGCCUCCCAAUCGGGUUGAUUGGAUUUGCCUGGACUAGCUUGCCGCAGUGCCACUGGAUUGGUACCAUGAUCUUUGCCGCCAUGAUUGGUAUUGCCAAUUAUGCCAUCUACAUGGCCACCAUUGACUACAUGGUCCGUGCCUACGGACCGUACUCUGUUUCCGCCACUGGUGGUAAUGGAUGGGCGCGAGAGUGCAGCUUCGCCACAUUAUCUGGGUUGUCGUCCAACCAGGGAGGACUCCCAUAUCGGGGUGAUCGUCUUGCCGACAACAGUGGGAUGCCCUGGGGAACCCGAGAGAACUGGGAGAGAGCGCUGGCGUGGGCGUGGGGCCCGGCGGGCGCAGAGGGUGCUUGCGAGACAUAG
Messenger RNA from Penicillium bovifimosum, 639 nucleotides. RefSeq names its product Major facilitator superfamily domain general substrate transporter. Gene Ontology annotation, biological process: transmembrane transport. Bases 1 to 639 code for a protein of 212 amino acids. Lineage: Eukaryota; Fungi; Ascomycota; Eurotiomycetes; Eurotiales; Aspergillaceae. Gene Ontology annotation, molecular function: transmembrane transporter activity. The transcript has 3 exons. The record is from RefSeq and is a predicted model, not a curated record.